AUGUCAGACGACGAAGCAGACCCCGAGCUCCUCGAGCUCUUGCGCGCCCAUCUGCAGGGUAGACUUAAGGUUGAUGAUGAACCCGAGACUGGCGUCCUGCAAGGCGUGGAAUGGGUUUACGAUAAUGGCAUCGAUGUCGCGAUCGAUAUGCGGGCAUCCAAAAACGCCGCAGAAACUAUAUACCAGCAGAUGCAAGAACGGGACUACUCUACCGCCAGCUGGACAGACAACGAACUGCACCCCAAAACCAAGGACGAGGCAACCGUCGCAUUCAUUUUCACUAUGGAUCUGCUUAACUUUUCCUUCUGGUCUGAGCUGCCGCAAGACGAGAGAUUUGCCAUAGAGUACAAGGGAAAGCAGUGGACGGGGUAUUGGAGCUUAGUCGCCGCAAUGCAGCGCGCCUUGGAUGAGGGUAUACCUAUUACUGAUCCUAGCUACUGGGUAGAUGAUGACCAACUCACCCUUCAGUCAUUGAAGCACAUUUUCCGGUCUUCUACGGAGGAAGAAAUGCCGCUACUUCAGGAGCGUUUCGAUUGUCUUCGAGAAAGUGGCCAGGUCCUCUUUGACAAAUACGACGGGUCUAUAUUGAACCUCCUGGACCAGGCUGAUGGCUCGGCAGCUAGGCUGGUAAAUCUGCUUGCAAAAGACUUUGAGUGCUUCCGCGACGAGCAUCACUUUGAGGGGAGCCAAAAGCCGAUCCGGAUCCUCAAACGGGCACAGAUUCUCGUCGCCGACAUGUGGGCCUGCUUUCAGGGCGAGUCAUACGGCAGCUUUUACGACAUUGACAAGAUUACCAUGUUUGCCGACUACCGCAUCCCGCAAAUCCUGGUCAGCCUCGGCGCGCUGUACCUGAGCCCCUCGGUUGCGAGCGCGAUCAAGUCGAGCAAGAUCAUAGAAAGCGGUAGCUCGUGGGAGGUGCAGCUACGAGCAUGCAGUAUCUGGUGCGUCGAGUUGAUUCGGCGCGAGAUUGUGAAGAAGCACCCCAAGACGCAUGUCAAUGCAAUUUUGAUUGAUUUCUUCUUGUAUGAUACCAUUAAAGAGUUGGAAGCCACUGGGCAAGAAAAGUUUCCUCAUCACCGAACCAGAAGCAUUUGGUACUAG
Molecule: messenger RNA, 1101 nt
Organism: Cordyceps militaris CM01
Lineage: Eukaryota; Fungi; Ascomycota; Sordariomycetes; Hypocreales; Cordycipitaceae
Exons: 4
Coding region: 1-1101 (366 amino acids)
Source: RefSeq, a predicted model, not a curated record